AUUGCCUUUUAGUUAGAAAAUGACUAAGUUUAUUGCAGGAUAAAGCCGAGAAUGUUCUGAUCGCAUUUAUAUAUUUUUUUGUUGUGUGUAAGAGUCAAGCUCUUUCCUCGGAGUGAAUUCCCAAGAUACAAAAUCUUGCGGUACAUAUAUAUAGAAUGGUGUGUUUACCUUCCUUUUCUGCACAUAGCUUUAAUGGAAAACGUAGCGGCAUAUUUUAUUUGAUCGACUAAUUUUUUUAUAUUAUUGUUUUUCGUUGUUGUAGUUUAAAUUUUCUUUUGGCUCGUUUUUUAUUAGUAUUUUGUUUGUUUUUUUGUUUGUUUGUUAAUAUCACAAGGUUCUGGGGCAAGAACGUAUGGGGUGUAGUUAGUAACGUACUUUUAUAACGUAUUUAUAACGUAUUUUGUUCAAGGGGCGAAAAAUUUACAGCUGCAUAUGCGAGACUGACAGUUGUAUAAUUAUAGUUUGUGCAGUAUCCAGUACGACUGCAGUUAUUGCGAUAAUCCUUGAACUUGAAAAUUAUUAAUCCCACUAAAGGCGAUGAGCAAUAAAUUCCUCUUAAUAGCUUAUUAUCUCUACCCGGUUUGUUCCUACAAGCCUGAUAAGCACGAUGGAACUUGCUUAAAAUUAUUGUCAGUUUCCUUUUAUGGGAUUGGAUGAUUUGUUUAAGUGACCUCGGUGGUAGUAGUGUCAGUGUGAACCUAGGUAUACAAGAGGAAGUAGUACAUUGCUCAGCAUAUUUUUUAGAUUUGCCGCACGUGUAGCUCGAUAUCUCGUGUAUUGGUGUUCUUGAUUGCGACCGUCGUAAAGCACGGCUUUUUAAUCCUGCUAGUUGUUGCACUGUAAAAGAAUGGAAUGGACAAGAAAGAAUUAAAUAAAUUAAGUAGUUAAUUCAAAACGUGCUUCGUACAGUCAACGAUUAUUCCCAUUCUAUGUAUUAUUUAUAGCUUACGGAACUGAACCGUUUACAGGACGAUGCCUUUAUCUUUAAGAGGACUGGGAAUUCGAAAACUCUUGUUCUUUUUACGAGUUGACCGCGAUAACUAAUAAAAAAAAUUGCCACAGCAAAGUGCUCCGAAACUCCUUUCUUUUAUUAUAUGGAGAAAAAAAAAACCUUUCGAACAAAGGAAGGAACUUAAAGAAAUUGGUAAGAGAUGAAUCAGUAAUAGUCAAAAUAACUUAGCGGGGGAAUUGCCCAAGAUGAAUAAUUAAGGAUUGGUGGUCAAAUCGUAAUUCGCGAUUUUGUGAACACGUACCUUUAUUGUUUAGCACCUUAGCGAGUUGGCAGGUGCGUUAUUAUCCGACUGAAGUGGAAAAUCUUGCAGAGGAUCGCUUGAUCGGCGAGAGAGCGUCACUCAGUUUGCGGUUCAAUUACAAGGUUGCCCUGAGGUUGUUCAUUUUUAGAGAAGAGUUCACCUGUCAUAUCAUGCGAGAGUGUAUUUCAGUUCACAUCGGACAAGCAGGCGUUCAGAUUGGUAAUGCGUGUUGGGAACUGUACUGCUUGGAGCAUGGAAUUCAGCCUGAUGGCCACAUGCCUACUGAUAAAACAAUUGGUGGCGGAGACGAUUCCUUUAACACUUUCUUCAGUGAGACUGGUGCAGGAAAACACGUUCCUCGAGCUGUUAUGGUAGAUCUUGAACCUACGGUGGUUGAUGAGGUCCGUAUUGGUACAUACCGCAACUUAUUUCAUCCCGAGCAGUUGAUAAGCGGUAAAGAGGACGCCGCUAAUAACUAUGCGCGUGGGCACUACACUGUUGGAAAAGAACACAUCGAUCUUGUCCUUGACAGAAUCAGAAAAGUGGCAGACCAAUGUACCGGUCUUCAGGGAUUUCUUAUUUUCCACUCUUUUGGCGGUGGAACGGGCUCUGGGUUUACUUCUCUUCUCAUGGAGCGCCUUUCGGUUGACUACGGCAAGAAGUCUAAAUUAGAAUUUUCCAUCUACCCAUCCCCUCUGAUAGCCACUGCUGUCGUGGAGCCAUACAACUCGAUUCUCACGACUCAUACCACCCUGGAGCAUUCUGAUUGUGCAUUCAUGGUCGACAACGAAGCCAUUUAUGACAUCUGUCGUCGCAAUUUGGAUAUAGAGAGACCCACCUAUACUAAUCUCAACCGACUGAUCGGUCAGAUUGUGUCCUCAAUUACAGCUUCCCUGAGAUUUGACGGAGCACUGAAUGUGGAUUUGACAGAAUUUCAAACCAACUUAGUGCCAUACCCUCGCAUCCAUUUUCCUCUCGCCACCUACGCGCCAGUUAUUUCAGCUGAGAAAGCUUACCAUGAACAGCUGAAUGUUGCCGAGAUCACCAACGCUUGUUUUGAACCAGCCAAUCAGAUGGUCAAAUGCGAUCCACGUCACGGUAAAUACAUGGCGUGCUGCCUGCUGUUUCGUGGAGAUGUGGUACCAAAGGACGUGAAUGCCUCUAUAGCUACUAUUAAGACCAAGAGGACCAUACAGUUUGUCGAUUGGUGCCCUACUGGAUUUAAGGUUGGAAUCAAUUACCAGCCCCCCACGGUCGUCCCAGGUGGUGAUCUAGCUAAGGUACAACGUGCAGUUUGUAUGUUGAGCAACACGACAGCCAUUGCAGAGGCCUGGGCUCGCUUGGACCAUAAGUUUGACCUGAUGUAUGCGAAGCGUGCGUUUGUCCAUUGGUAUGUGGGCGAAGGAAUGGAGGAGGGAGAAUUCUCGGAGGCUCGCGAAGAUCUCGCUGCCUUGGAAAAGGAUUACGAAGAAGUAGGAGUGGAUUCUCUUCACGAAGAAGGGGAAGCCGAUGAAUAUUAAAGCUAACAUGUUUUAAUCUCGGUUAGAUUAAGUGUACUUAACAAUUUUAUCUUGAUUGAUCGAUUAAUUCGAUGAAUUUUUCACUGCUGUGGUGUUACUCUUCCACCGGGUGUUUCCUUCGAGCCUUGGUUUUCAUUCAUACACUCAGAGUACUUGCUAAGGCACUACUCUCGCAUUAUCCCUUCUCGAUCUAUCCUUAGUUAAGGUGCCCAGCGUCAGCGCGCUUUUUGAGAAUUGAAUUUGCUUAUAAUUAAGUCACACGGACGGUUUAGAAGUGGAUAACUUUUUAUAAUGCUUUGGGAAAGAAAUGAGUCCGAGCGCAGAGAAAUCCAGCAAAAAAAUGUAAGUAUUGUUUAGUUUUUUUUAAUUGAGGUGCAUUCUGUGGGAUGAUGCAUCUGCGCUAAAAAUUAAAAGCGGAAUCCAAUGAGAAAAAGAGCAACAGUUUAAAAUCUCAAGAGCAAUUUAAAUAUCCGCAAUAUUCGCCACCGCGAUCAUUACUCGAAGUUAGCCGGACGUCUGAUGUUUCCAGAAUGAGUUCACUCAUUGUAUUGUCCGAGUUCUUGCUUGAUUUCUUUGAUGAUUUCAUUUGGUUUAAGUUAAUCUUUUAGUUCCUUUUCCUGUUUUGUGGGACGGACAGUAGUACUUCAGUAGACGUUUGGAAAAGCUCACGAAAGCGUCACUACAAUGUAAACGGAUCAAUGUCAGUAUAAACAACUCUGACGAGAUCAGCUUGGUUGCCACGUGUGUGGGAAAUGUCGUUCACCAGAAGAAAUAUCUGAAAAGCUUUUCAUCGCGUCAGUCGUCAGUGAUUUUUCCGUAAUAAAAUUAAGUAUGUGUGAAACAACGUUGCUUUUGAAAGAUAACCAUAUCCAAUUUUUUCAUUAAUCUCCGGUGGAGAUCUAGAAAUUUAAUCCUCUAAGUAGAUAAAACGUACAAAGCGACGUUAUUAAAUGCACAAGCAAAUCGGUCAGUAAUGAUUAUCGACGUUAGUAUCUUAAGUGUAUCCAUUAGGUACAGGAAAACGUGCGUUCAAGGAGACAUCUGUUAGUUAAAACUUUGCUUUUUAUAUAAACUCUGCUAUUUUUAAAACAUUCACCUUUGCUCUUACCAAUGUUUAUGUAAUUCAU
Messenger RNA from Pocillopora verrucosa, 3900 nucleotides. Its product is annotated as tubulin alpha-1D chain-like. Gene Ontology annotation, biological process: microtubule cytoskeleton organization; mitotic cell cycle. Gene Ontology annotation, cellular component: cytoplasm; microtubule. NCBI's taxonomy places the organism in Eukaryota, Metazoa, Cnidaria, Anthozoa, Scleractinia, Pocilloporidae. Gene Ontology annotation, molecular function: GTP binding; structural constituent of cytoskeleton. The record is from RefSeq and is a predicted model, not a curated record.